Messenger RNA from Alligator sinensis (Chinese alligator), 1427 nucleotides. RefSeq names its product IQ motif containing M (gene IQCM). The transcript is spliced from 11 exons. Gene Ontology annotation, molecular function: protein binding. Bases 1 to 1416 code for a protein of 471 amino acids. Lineage: Eukaryota; Metazoa; Chordata; Crocodylia; Alligatoridae. The record is from RefSeq and is a predicted model, not a curated record.
AUGGAAAAUUUGAUCUCAAAGAAAAUGAGAGAGGAGAAACGCAAUGGAUCUGUACUUGCCUGGCAGCUUCCUGUAUCUUUUUCCAGCCGGGAUGAAGCAGAGGUUUCUACUAGUGCCCCUCCUAUUUUAGCAGAAACUGACAUUUCCUAUAGCAGCAAUCCAUGUAGAACAGCCAAUUUGAAAAAGAAUUUGCCUGAAGUCUCUUUGUUGAAAAAAAGUUUGUAUCAGUUUCUUGGAAGACCAAAGUCCCUUAGCUGUCUGACAUCCAAACACUUCAAAAGAAACCCUCAGAAGAUUGUCAAGUGUCCUAAGAUAUUGAUACAACCAUCUCCUCAACCUUGCAUGAAACUAGAAGAAAGAAUUAGCAUAAGUGAAUUAUUGGUCAGGAUUGACUCAAUCAGUAAAACUAUGGAACAUCAGAAUAGUGGGAAGUAUUCAUCUAUCAGCAGGGCCUUCAGCAUACCUAGUGUCUCCACAAAAUUGUACAACAUUCCCUGGAUUCUGACACCAAGCAAAGGCAAAAUGUGCCAAGACUGGAGAGGGGUGAUAUCACAGAAACCUUUAGAUGUGCAAGAGAAGUUAAAGAUGCCACAAAUACAUCAAAUGAUUACAACAGAUUUCCAGGCCAACAAACUCAAGAGAGCUUCAUCUACAGCUAAGAAGCCAGAAAGGAGAGCUAGCAGUGCAAAACGUAUUGUCUUUGAAACGCAGGAAAAAGUUAAAAGAAUUGGACCACACCUAGAAAUCUUUGAGGCUUUUCAUGGAGCCAGAAGGAAGACUAGCUUUAGAAAAUUAGUAAAUGCAAUUGUUUGCAUUCAGAGAUUUGUCAGAGGAUGGCUUGAACGUACCAGAUAUAGGAGAAUAAAGAUGAAGUCUGAAAGUCAUGGGCCAUCCCUUUCGGCAGUUGUGAAGAAAUACCGUAAAAUGUUGAGUCGUAUUAAGCGCCGAUCUGGUCUUUUGAAUCUAUCUACAUCGCUAAGCUUUUCAGAACUAGAGGAGUGGAUGGACAAGAAAACAUUUUAUGAAACAAUGUUUGCCAAGAGAGAGUUCUGGAAAGAGAUGGACAGAAGUGAUCUGCCUGGAUUUUUAAGAGACUGUGGACAUUUUCUAUCCUCACAUCAAAUAGAUGAGGCUUUGCGUGUGGUCUGUCCAGGUUCUUCUCGUGUAAAAGGAAUAAAGAGGCAUCAAGCUGUUGAAGUGGCUUUUAUGCUAUGUCCUCCUUCAGGGGCAGGACUGAAGAGUGCAGUUACUGUUAAGUCAACGUGGGUGCAGCCUGUAGUGGAUGGAAAAGAAGGAUACAAAUUUUUAGAGAGUGGACAUCCAGCAUUAAAGGCAGCUGAUCUUCGAGUGGCAGCAGAGUUAGUAGCCUCAUCAAUGAGAGAAUGGAAAUGGAAAAACCCUUCUCAGGAUUCCUAGUGUUGGGGAGA